AUGUUUCGAGCCAAUAAUUUUGAUAAGUUACUUGAUAAAGCGACUAGUAAUCUACGCUUGGAUCCCGAUUGGCCGACAAUUCUACAAAUAUGCGAUUUGAUUAGACAAAAUGAUUGUUCACCGAAAUAUGCAGUGGCAGCAGUUAAAAAGAAACUAUAUUCUCAGAAUCCCCAUCAAGCAAUGUUUGCACUCCUCACCCUGGAAAGUGUUGUAAAAAAUUGUGGGUCUGGAAUUCAUGAUGAAGUGACUUCAAAGGCCUUCUGCGAAAUGCUCCGUGAUCUGGUAAAGACUACACAGCAUGAAAAUCUUCGCAACAAAAUAUUGGAACUGAUACAAGCGUGGGCCUUCGCAUUUAGAAACUCUCCUAAAUAUAGAGCAGUUCAGGAUACCGUGAAUAUACUGAAGGCAGAAGGUUACAAAUUCCCGACACUCAAAGAGUCUGAUGCGAUGUUUUCUGCUGACACAGCACCAGAAUGGGCUGAUGGAGAAGUGUGUCAUAGGUGUCGCGUGCCAUUUUCUUUGAUGGUACGCCGUCAUCAUUGCCGAGCAUGUGGACAAGUAUUCUGUCAACAGUGUAGCUCCAAAACAUCUACUUUACCUAAAUUUGGCAUUGAGAAGGAGGUCCGUGUAUGUGAUGCCUGCUAUGACAAAGUUAGUAGGCCACCCGCAUCUUCUACUAAACUGGAGAUAGUCGAUACAUCUAAUGACUAUGGGCCUACACAGCCACAGGUAAGGACUCCAUAA
Molecule: messenger RNA, 744 nt
Organism: Arctia plantaginis
Lineage: Eukaryota; Metazoa; Arthropoda; Insecta; Lepidoptera; Erebidae
Source: the annotation of a GenBank genome assembly